This is a messenger RNA of Trematomus bernacchii (emerald rockcod), 1689 nucleotides long. RefSeq names its product ORAI calcium release-activated calcium modulator 1b (gene orai1b). Gene Ontology annotation, biological process: store-operated calcium entry. Gene Ontology annotation, molecular function: store-operated calcium channel activity. The transcript has 2 exons. Bases 244 to 915 code for a protein of 223 amino acids. Lineage: Eukaryota; Metazoa; Chordata; Actinopteri; Perciformes; Nototheniidae. The record is from RefSeq and is a predicted model, not a curated record. Gene Ontology annotation, cellular component: membrane.
UCGCCUCAAACGCGCAGGCUUCUGGGUAAUGUAAGGUGCAGGCGGCACAGCACGCUGAGCACGGAGGGAGGACUGCUGGUGAAAAAAUAGCUUCCGCAGUUCCGUCAGCUGGCGAGGUUGAAGGUUUAGUAAGUGUACGCUGUUGGCAUGUUGAACGCUUGUUUUUGUCGUAACAAGGUUAGGUAACGAGCGAGGUAACUACGCCAGCGCUGCAGCUCUUCCUUUGCUUACAAGAGGAGCGACAUGAGUCUGGACGAGCAUUCACUGCUUGCGCUGUCCUGGAGGAAGCUGUACCUCAGCCGAGCCAAGCUGAAGGCUUCCAGCCGGACAUCAGCUCUGCUUUCUGGAUUUGCUAUGGUGGCCAUGGUAGAAGUGCAGCUGGACAACAGCUACCCUUACCCCCCUGCUCUCCUCAUUGCCUUCAGUGCCUGCACCACUGUGCUUGUAGCUGUUCACCUGUUCGCUCUGAUGGUCAGCACCUGCAUUCUGCCCAAUAUAGAGGCUGUCAGCAAUGUCCACAACCUCAACUCUGUGCACGAGUCGCCACACGUGCGAAUGCACCGACACAUUGAACUGGCGUGGGCUUUCUCGACAGUAAUAGGUACAUUACUCUUCCUAGCCGAGGUUGUUUUACUUUGCUGGGUCAAAUUUUUACCUGUUAAGCCCAACAAGUCCAGCAAUAGUACAGUUUCAGCUGGUGUGGCUGCUGCUAUUACCUCCACAUCUAUCAUGGUCCCCUUUGGUUUAAUCUUCAUAGUCUUUGCGGUGCAUUUCUACCGCUCCUUGGUAAGCCAUAAGACGGACAGACAGUUUCAGGAGCUGGAAGAGCUUUCUAAUCUCACCAGGCUACAAAACGAGCUGGACAACAGAGGGGAGUGUUCCAUCCUGCAGUCCCCAAGCUCACAUUUCCCAUAGUGAAGUAUGGUGGAUAUGUGUCCAUGGAACUCUAGUCUGCAUGGGAUAUCACUAAGACAGAAGCCACAUUAUUGACUUCUUUUUUUCUUUCGGGAAUAAAGAUAUCUUACCUCUUUAUUGUAAAUUAACUUACUUAAAAAUACUUUUAGGAAACACGUUGGAUCAACUGUGAACUCACAAAUCUGCCGUGACGCACGGGAAGUUAUUUCAAUUGUUUUAUGUUAUUCUGUUGAUUGUUUGGACCAUGUGAUACAAGACACAUUUUCGUUUGAACAGACAAUCAACAUUUAUUUUCAAUCCUAUAUAAAAAAAGUUGUUUCCUGUUCUCUUUCUAUUCCUCUCACUUGUAAAGCGGAAGCCGUCUCUAAAUUGUUUCCGUUAUACUUAUGAUUGUUUGGACCAUGUGAUGAAAGACAUUGUAUUGUGAAAAUUGAAAGUCUUAAUUGGAGACUUAACACUGGAGACAUUUCAACCAUAACUUGAAAUCCUGUCUGCUGCUUGCUGAAUGUAUUAACCUGUUCAUAUUUAAUACACUUUUGGUUGUGUUUUUUUAAACUACAAGGUAACUCUUUACUCUUUAUUAACUGUGUACAUUUAUUGUAAUGUCCAUCAACUUUUUAUGUAAUGCUUGCUGUUAGUGUUGACUGACUCAACAGCUCCUAAAACUACAGUAUUAUUAGUAUAAUAUAUUUGCUGACGUGACGUCAAAACAGACACUAUUUUGACAAGUGGCAAUCAGAAUUUCUAAAAUAAAUUGAAUGUACUAUUUGAAAA